Messenger RNA from Chiloscyllium plagiosum (whitespotted bambooshark), 895 nucleotides. NCBI's taxonomy places the organism in Eukaryota, Metazoa, Chordata, Chondrichthyes, Orectolobiformes, Hemiscylliidae. The record is from RefSeq and is a predicted model, not a curated record.
AUGAAAGAAGAGCUUCAACACAAGUUCACCUCGUAUAAACCAAGAAUGCAACAGUAUCACCCAGACAAACAGAAUGCAGAUGUGCCAGUGGGAGAACUUGAGGAGUGCGUACAGAGGUUCAUCGAAGUUGAUCAGGCGUGGAAAAUACUAGGGAAUGAAGAAACAAAGAAAGAGUAUGACCUGCAGCGUCGUGAAGUGACCAUGUCACAGACGUGGCCAGUUGAUGCACAAGUCCCUUUAGAAGACAUGCAUUGGGUUGCAGCUGAACAGUGCUACAAAUAUGAUUGUCGAUGCGGUGGUGAAUAUGUUCUUUCCAAAGAAGAAGUGGAAGAAAACGUAUUUCUCCUUUGUUGCAACUCUUGCUCUCUCAGCAUAGAGAUCUUGAACGGAAGUUGAUAUCUUUCAAUUGAGUUUUCUUUUCGAAUGUAUCGUCCAUAGAAGCCUAGCAGCUGUCAUGCAGAAUGAAUAUUAGAAAUGCUGACUGUGAUGAAGUACUGAUUUAUGAAGCUGCCUGGCUGAAACUUAAAUGACUCCAUCAGUUGAAUUAAAACAAAAGGUUAGAAUGCAAGUCUUAGUAAUAUGGCGGCCUAACUUUUAAAUAGCCUGAGUCUGAAAUGAAAAUCCUCCCAACACUCAUUUUUUUUCUUGCAAAUGCUUAGGAAUGACUAACGUCUUCUUAAGCAGCUGGAGGAUAAAUAAUGGGACCAGUUUAUGUUUGUAUGAUACAUUACAGCAGUGAAGCAUGCACACAUAAUGUGACUUUGUAGGAAAAUAUAUUAAGUGGAUGAUGUCUUAAGGCAGAGAAGAAGUCUUUCUAUGCUUGGGAUCAGUGUCUGAGCUGUGAACAUGGACAUUGUUGAAGUGAAUUAAGGAUGAAUAAUCUUGUUUACCUAAA